AUGCGGCAGAAGCCAGGUGAAUCACUUGACGAAUUCUUGAGAGAACUAAGGAAGUUAAGUAAAGACUGUAAUUUAAAAGCUGUCAGUGCUGAUCAAUAUCGUGAGGAAUUAAUUCAGGAUGCCUUCAUCAAUGGUCUUUCUUCAGCUCACAUACGCCAACACCUCCUAGCGAACAUGCUUGACUUACAAGGUGCCUACAAUCAAGCUUAUUCUUUGGACCUUGCACAAAGGAAUGCUGAAGCCUACACUUCUCUGAAUGCACACACUGCUGUUACUGUUACCCCUCAGAAUCCACCGACAUCACAAGUUCUUCACUCAACUGCACUGGUAAACCUCAACUCUUCGGAAGAGGAUGCCAUGCACAGCUCACCUGAUGCUUCUGAAAAGUCAGCAGUUGCCACUACCUACAAUGUACAAAAGAAAUGCUACUUUUGCGGAGGACCAUAUCAUGCUAGAAGUACAUGCCCAGCAUGUGAAGCUACCUGUCAUAAAUGUUCUAGGAAGGGACAUUUUGCUUGA
This is a messenger RNA of Macrobrachium nipponense, 519 nucleotides long. RefSeq lists its product as uncharacterized. The record is from RefSeq and is a predicted model, not a curated record. The transcript has a single exon. NCBI's taxonomy places the organism in Eukaryota, Metazoa, Arthropoda, Malacostraca, Decapoda, Palaemonidae. The coding region runs from base 1 to 519 and encodes 172 amino acids.